Messenger RNA from Knipowitschia caucasica, 7122 nucleotides. Lineage: Eukaryota; Metazoa; Chordata; Actinopteri; Gobiiformes; Gobiidae. The record is from the annotation of a GenBank genome assembly.
AUGGAAAGCCGAGAUUUUGCUCCUCCACACCACCUCCUCACGGAGCGCAGCGGUUUGGUUCACAGCGCCUCGUCUCGGCUGGCGCCUGGCGGCCACGGCUCCAUGCACCACCCCGCGCACUUUCAGCCUGGAAAAUACUAUCCAUCUCACCUCUCCAUGGCUCCACAUGCAGGUGCUUCCUUCUUGGGUUCCUUCCUAGCCAGCAGUCUGGGUUCCCCACACCCAUCUCACCCCAUGGGUCUGGCCGCCUCCCCCUCCUCCCCGUCAUAUCGGGCUGGGGCUCACUCUGGAGCCUCCUCGAUCUGGUUCCCCCAUUCACAUGAAGGGUACCCCAGCUAUUCAGGAAGUCUGGCUUCUCCUUUUCUCCCCAUGAGCCCUCUUGAUCACCAUAGCAACAGUCUCUAUGGACAGCACCGCUUCUACGAAACUCAAAAAGAUCAUUUCUACCUGAGAGGCCUUCCACCGCAGCCCCCUCUGCUCUCCACCAAUCACAGCCUGCCGCCUCUGUCCAGAGCCGCCCCCGGACACCCUCUGGGCCCCUGCAGCCGAGAGACGGACAGCGGAGGUGGCCCCCAGACCAGCUCCAAGGACAUGACCGAUAAAGCUCUUUCAUUUGGGUCCAAGGAGCGAUUUUUAAGCAAAGAACUGCACUCAGACAACAAGGACAAGCUCCAGCACCAUCAGUCCUCCCACCUGGUCCACCCUGUCCCCCCUGCCCACCUCCCCCAUCUGACCUCACACAGCCGGGACGAGGAGCGCCACACAGACUUCAAAGACUGUGACGCGGGAAAUCAGGGCCAGAAACAUUUGAACGCUAAACUAUCUGCGUGUUCUGGGGGAGAUGGGAAGGGCCGUGUCCUAAGUAGCUGCAGUGGGACGGGAUCUCCAUCUGGAGGAAACAGGCGCCUUUCCAAAGAUGAACUGGUGUGUAGUGAGAUGAGGAUCAGCGAACACUACAAAAUAAAUCCACUGUACCAGGAGGUUGGCUGCACCAUCCACAUAAUCCCCAUCCAGAUUAUUAUUGCCCACCUGCACCCCUCCCCUUGGAAGGAGAAAUAUCAACAGCACAUGGACCACAGCAAAUACGACAAAGUCCAUGAUCGGAAUCAGCAGAACUUUCACAGACAGAGCUCCGGUCAGUGCUGUCAGCCGAACCUUCAGUCCUGCAGUCUGAGACCGCCUUCAUCUUGUAAGGAGCUGGAAGUGCAGGCCGAUGUUUACAGACCAUCACUGCCCACAGAGUCCCAGGAAAGUCCCUCUGGAGCUGGGUUCAGUUCAGAAAACACGUCUCCCUUAAAAGAUGGUUUUAUAUCUGGUCCUCGGCCUGAUGUGAAGUUGAACUCUGGACCAGCUGUCCACAGGCAAGGACAGAAAGUGGCUAGGAUACGGCACCAGCAGCACAGCAGCUCAGAGGACAGGGGGAGAGACGAGGGACAAACAGGACUUUCCUCUGGGUCUGGAGGAGGCCACCAGCAGGAACUGCGGAAAGGCACUCAUCACAGUUCUACCAACAGCACUGAUGGAAGAGAACAGAACAGAACCCCCAGCACUGACCCCCCAGUAACACCCACAUCCCACACGAGUGAGAGCGAGGGGGGCACAAUGAAAACGUUUAUGAACUACAGUUCCCAGCAGCCUUUGGUGCUGCCUCAUAGAAGUCCUUUUGGGGGCCUGGGUUGUAUCAAGCAGGGUGUAGACCGGGAAGCUAAGGGCAGCAGCUCUGCACAAGACUCUCAGAAGCAGAUGCUGCCGCCUCGCCGCGCCUCUGUUAAUGAGGGAGAGCGGAGUGAGCGAGGGAAAGAAGCCGGGGACGCCGAGGGGGAGGUCCGUCAGCCUCCGGUCGGUAUCGCUGUCGCUGUGACCAGACACCCCCAUCGCUCCUCAGACAGCACUGCACACAGCAGACACGGCCGGGUGCUGCCCAGCAUGAAAGGGUUAUCCCGUCCUGUCUAUCCACUGGGCCGGGACAUGGAUGAGAGACAGAGGCUGGAGGAGCAGAUGGGCCUUCACCUGGAGAGAGACAGAGAGCUGCUCAUCAGAGAAAACAAGGAGCGAGCAGAGUUUGCCCGUUUCCACCCUUCCAGUGGCUGCCAUGGCGACCUGACCUCUCACCUUUUGGGCGCUGACCCCUCUGCACAUGCCCAUCACCACUGGAGGACCGGGAGCCCGUCCCUUUGGAUGAGCCACUCUUACGGAUUAAACCAUGUGGGGAUGGGCAGUAGUUUCCCUCCAGGUCUCCCGAGCCCCCUGCCACCCAUCAUGGACCCCAGUGCUUCCUUGAUGGUUUUGCCCACAGAAGCAGGAUCUCAUCACCCACUGGAUGUGCUGGAGCAGUCAGGGCUGUGGUCUGUGUACGGCAGCAGAGGCCCUCCUCCUCAUCUUCAACAACACCCCAUGUACUCCCGCUCUUCAUUCCUACGUCACCAGGAGCUGUACGCGCUGCAGCAGCAGAGGAUGCUGUGGAAGAACGAGGACUCAUGUAUUACUAUAGAAGACUCUCCACAGGAGUCGCCGCUGUCCCGAGUGCCUUCUCUGUCUUCCUCCUCAGCAGUUGUUGCCAAACCUUUCUCUCACACUCCACCUCCACUGAAGGCCACAACAUCAAUAUUUCCCAACAGCCACCAUUCUCCAUCCAGACGAUCUCAUGCUCCAAACCCUCUCACACCUGCUCCCAGCCCAGCUGCCGCAGCUCCUUGCUUCCCUGCCCUCACCCCUGGUCCCUCCCUCCUCCUCAAGGGCCGAGAGUGCAGCAGUGACCGCGUAGAGGGCCAGCCUCCUCAGGACGACCUCCCAUCACUAGAACCUGACUUACCGCCUAUCUACACCUUUCCUCCAAUCACAAUGAGUUUUAAAGCUGGACCUUUGCCCCGCGAAGCCCAGCCUGCUGAAGACAUCAUGACAGAAGCAGAAGCUGCCAACUCAGAGUCCAAGUCCCACCCACACUCGUGCUGUACUGUGGUGGAGGACCAGGAGAAGUUCAAUACUGAAGCUGUGAGUCUUGACAAUGUCAGUGCAAAGGACCAGAUAACACAGGAAAAAGCUUCUCCCGUCUCAGAGAGCCCUUGUCCUGCUCCAGUCCUGCCCAUUGCCACAGGCAAUGUCCUACAAUCGUCUGAGUGUCAGGGCUGCCCAGGCCAGAGGGGUGCCUGGGAGGAGCUGCCUCUAUCCAAAGAGCAGACGGAGGACAGAGACGAUCAAAGACAGGAAGAAGAAGAGAAGGAAGAGCCUGAACCACAAUGUUAUGCUUCUGUGCCUGAAGAGCCCAGAGACAUACAGGAGGACGAAGCAGAUGUACACACUGCACUGGUCGUGGAUGAGGAAGAGGAGGCCUGUCUGAGGAGCAGCUCCAUAGAGGAGUUCUGCUCUCCCCCCUGCUCCCCCUGCCUCCCUUCUUCAGCCCAGCAACAAGGAGCAUACAUGUGGAGCCUGGAGCUGCUGAUAGCAGCAGGUCUGUGUGCCACCAGAGAUGCCUUGUACCCACCAACACCCUCUCUCCAGCCACCUGGCUCCAAGUCCCAUCAUGGGAUGGAGAUUCUGGGAACGCUGGCAGAAUUAGAGAUUGAGAAGAGGAAUAGACAGACCAAGGAGACGGAAGGCGAGGAGGUGCUGGCCUUUGACCUGCGCAGUCUAGCGACACUGGCGGCUGCUCGCGCCUUAGAGACGGCGGCAGAACCUCGGUGUGAGUGUCCAAUAAGGGAGAGGCUCAACCUGCGCAGGAAGUGCAGCUGGAGACCUCGCCAUGAGCCGGUGUGCCCCGUGAAGGGCUCCAUAGAGCUGGUGGGAGGGGAGGAGCUGGCCAUGCGCGUCCAGCUGGCUGAGCUACAGCGGCGCUACAAAGAGAAACAAAGAGAACUGACCAAGCUACAGAGGAAGCACGACCACCAGAAAGAGGAGACGUCUCGGAGCCCCGCACGCCGGGGGCCUGGCCGCCCUCGCAAACGCAGCUCCACCCCCGGCCCAGCUGCUGCGGCCGCUGCAGCAGAGAGCUCCAAAAGACUCCGGCCCGGGCUGAGUUUACUGGAGCAAAAGUGCAAGAAGAAAAUAUCCAAUCACAGCUUCAGCAGCCUCACUACUGCACAGAUGAAGGCUCGCUGUAAGCACAGAGGUCGACCUAACGCCCUGAACUCCAAACUGGCCAGAAGAGUAACGCAACUAAAACACAAGGCCCAGAGCGGAGCAGCCACCUCCACGGGACGCUGCAACGACAGAGCCAUGCCCCGGCGCCGCAGAGAUCUGCAGCAGAACUGGACAGCCUUUCAGACCAUGAAGAGGAAGAGGGGACGAAAGCCCAAGCUGCUGAUGGUCGGUGACCCCAAGAAAACGCAGUACAAGGAUGAGCGCGCUGCUGAGAAGGCCGAGAGCAGGGAGGAGGAGAGCGACAGCACGAGCUCAGACCGCGACGACCACAGCAUCAGUGAAGACGGUGAGUCCGACAGAAAGACCAGCUCUUCCUCCAAAGAUUCGACUUCAAAUCAAGUUUCCGGGACGUCCAUUUUUCCAUUACUUCCCUCAAAACUUCAAGCCAGCAAUAAGCUCAAGAUGAAGAGAGCGGAUCUGCACGGAGAAGGUUCCGCCUCCGUGUCCAGUUCGAAACGACAAAAGACAAACUUCUCCAUGACAGACAAAAGACUUGUGGACUUUCAGAAACCCAUCCAAAAUGAUGGGCCAAUGCUGGGCUCUGGAUUUCAAGAUCAAGUCAACUACACUAAGGAAGCAGCAGCACACGGCAUUAUGGGAAAGGUCAAAGAUCAUACCGUCAGCCGCUUACUCCAGAGCUUUGCCAGUGAUGACGGCUUCUGCUAUGAAGAGAGCAGCUUUUCUGAAGGUGAAGAUGAGGAAGAGGAAGAGAAGAAGCCACUUUACCUCCCUCCCAACAUGCCUUGCAGGAUACCUGCUCUUCCAAAUUGUGUUUUGAGUAAAGAAAUGUUGGUGGAUAGUCUGAAGAUUCUUAUAUCAAAGGAGGAUGAGCUUCUGUACGCUGCCUCAGUCCAUACUCUGGAUCUGCCGGACAUAUUUAGUGUUGUUAUUGAAGGAGAAAGGGGAAACAGGCCCAGAAUUUACUCACUGGAGCAGCUCCUGCAGGAGGCAGUGCUGGACGUGCGGCCGCAGACGGAGCUGGUCCUGUGUGGGGGGACGCGGGUGUGUGCCUACUGGAGCGAGCGUUCCCGUUGCCUGUACCCGGGCUAUGUCCAGAGAGGAGGCCCAGGGGAGGAGGAGAAGGAGGGCAGUGUGAUGGUGGAGUUUGAUGAUGGCGAUAGAGGAAGGAUAUCUCUGAACAACAUCAGACUGCUGCCUCCAGGAUACCAAAUACGCUGUGCUGAAUCUCCUCCAGCACUUAUGCCCCCAGGUCGCAGAGGUCAGCAGGUUUCUCAGGAAAGAAAAGACACAAGAGACAAAGCAACCAGUGAGGAGCCGGUUAGGCCUCAGGAGAAAAGACCAGUUGGCAGACCCAAGAAAAAGCACUCGGUGCCGAAGUCUCUCAGUGCACCUCUGUCUGCACCAGAGCAUGGAAUCAAGACCAUUUCUGCUUUGAGCUGGACUGCAUCCAGGAAGAGGACUCCGGUGGACUUCUUCCUCUUCAAUGGGACGUCCCGUAAGACUCAGAGGAGGAUGAGAGAGCAAGACCUGGCCUUGUUUCACCGCCCUGCCUCCCAUUCUCUCCUGCACUCUGCUCCCAUGAAAGGGAUCUUUGGGCUGCCCUUUGAAGUGGAUUCUUUCAGAAGCAUCGCUAACGGUUACUCAACAUUUGGAGCUGCUAGACCUGGUGUGAUCGGAGAGCCUUCAUGCUCUCCUGCCAUCACCAUGGCAAUCGGAUCUGCUAACAGGAAGUUGAUGAGUGAGCGUGACAGGAAGCAUUACCUUAUAAAGCUGGACCAUGAAGGUGUGACUUCUCCAAAGACAAAGAACAGUAAAGCUCUCCUGCGGCUGGGGAGCAGCAGCCUCCGAGCCGCAGCUCCUCUGAGGUACAUCCACCCCAGCCGCCUGGCCAAGGGCGGGAAGAGAGGAGCUGAUGGAGACUUGCCCAAAGGGCCCCCGCAGGAGGAGCUGCUGCCUUCUGGCCUGAGUGGGAACUACAGUGUGGAUUACCCCAGUGACUGCCCCAGCUCCUACUCUGAGCUGGACGAGGAAGAUGAGGAGGAUGAGGAUGAGCGCAGAGCCGGAGAGUCGCAGAGAGGCGCUGAGUGUCGCAGCGGGCGCUUUCACUCUCGCCUGUCCUGUUUCUCCUCCUCCUCCUCCUCCUCUUCCUCCUCUGGCUCCAUCUCUUCGUCCUCAGUCUGCUCCUCUGACAACGACUCGUCCUACUCCUCUGAUGAAGAGUCGUCCUCUGUGAUGCUCCGCCGCGCUCUGCUCCAGCAGGACAAACAGAAACAAUGCCAGAGCCUGACCUCUGACCCUGCCACCUCCAAAUCCCCUCCAGUACAUAGCUUUGUCCCCACCACCAACACCGUGACCUCAGGGGCCAAGCCACGAGCCCCGAGUAAAGAGGACAGAAAAGAAUACAUAAUCAAAGGCAGUGUGCUGAGCAGCGGCUGCAAGGGCCACAAGAGGAAAGAGGCUAAAACCCUGUCCAAGCACUCCGUCCCAGCCAAGCGCCAGAUGAUGUCAUCUCCAGAGUCUCUUAACAACACGCCGGCUCCGUCAGGACGCCAGCUCUGGAGGUGGUCUGGGAAUCCCACUCAGAGACGAGGACUGAAGGGUAAAGCCCGUAAACUUUUCUAUAAAGCCAUUGUGCGCGGCAAAGAGAUGGUGCGAGUUGGAGACUGUGCAGUGUUCCUCUCCGCUGGCCGGCCGCAGCUGCCCUAUGUCGGCCGUGUGGAGAGCCUCUGGGAGUCCUGGAGCUCCAGCAUGGUGGUCAGGGUCAAGUGGUUCUAUCACCCAGAGGAGACUCGCCUGGGCAAGAGACACCGCGAUGGCAAGAAUGCCUUGUAUCAGUCGAGCCAUGAGGAUGAAAAUGAUGUGCAGACCAUCUCCCAUCGCUGUCAAGUGGUCAGCCGAGCAGAGUAUGACCACCUCCUACAAGACCACAAACCUGGCACCAAUGACUUAUUCUACCUGGCCGGGACCUAUGAGCCCACCACUGGUCAGCUUGUCGGAGUGGAUGGAGUCCCCAUUGUGUCCUAG